CGCUCCUCUAGCAGCCGCGCCUCUGUCCCGGAUCCUUUGCCGCAGCGUCAGCGCCGUCGCCUCCUCUUUUCCUUUUCCUCUUUCUCCUCCGCCCCCCUUGCUCCCCGGCUUCUCCGGUAGCGGCGCCCGGAGCCUGCACCGAGCCUGGGCCCGCGGGCUGCCAUGCUGCCCGGGCGGCGGAGCUGAAGGAUGGCGACGCCUGUCCCUCCGCCCGCCCCGCGGCACCUGCGGUUGUUGCGGCUGCUGCUCUCCGGCCUCGUCCUGGUCGCGGCCCUGAACGGUGCCGCCGCCGGCCGCCCGGAUGUGGCAUCCUGUCCCAGGAGCCUGGACUGUGCUCUGAAGAGGCGAGCAAAGUGCCCCCCAGGUGCCCAAGCCUGUGGGCCAUGCCUUUGGCCCUUCCAGGAGGACCAGCAAGGUCUCUGUGUGCCUAGGAUGCGCAGGCCUGUGGGAGAAAGCCAGCCCCAGCCCAGAUUGGAAGAUGAGAUCGACCUCCUGGCCCAGGAGCUAGCCCUGAAGGAGGCUGGACACUCUAAACUUGCUGUCCUGCCCCUGACUGAGGCCCGACAGCCGCUCCUGGAGCCGGCAGCUGCCCUGGGGUUCUCAGAGAGGGGUCAGGGACUAGAGCCGGGCCUCCCCUCCACUCCAGGAGCCCCUGCGCCCACACCCCACACCUCCUCUGGUUCCCCUGUGUCGUCUGGGCCGGUGCACAUGUCUCCCCUGGAGCCUCGGGGCGAUCGCAGCGAAGGCCUUGCCCUCGUGCUGAUGGUGGCUUUCUGUGUGGCCGGCGUGGCCGCCCUCGUCGCAGCAGCCCUCUGCUGGUGCAGCUCUGCCCCUCACAGGUUGCAGCGAGAGAUCCGCCUGGCCCAGAAGGCCGACUACGCUGCCGCCAAGGCCCCCGGCUCACCCGCGACGCCCCGGGUCUCGCCAGGGGACCAGAGGUUGGCGCACAGCGCUGAGAUGUAUCAUUACCAGCACCAGAGACAGCAGAUGCUGUGCUUGGAGCGGCACAAGGAGCCUCCUAAGGAGCUGGACUCAGCCUCCUCAGAUGAGGAGAAUGAAGACGGGGACUUCACAGUGUACGAGUGCCCUGGCCUGGCCCCGACAGGGGAGAUGGAGGUGCGCAACCCACUGUUCGACCACUCCUCGCUGCCUGCGCCCCCACCAGAAUCCCGCUCACCACCUGCACUGCAGUGACCUGGAGGCCAACGCCCAGCGCUUCGGCUUGCCUGCCUGAGGCCCCCGGGUUGGGAGGGGCAGGGCCAACGUUUCCUAUUAAAAAGGCACUGUUCUUACCCUCCUGCUUGUGUCAGGGGGAGGCACUGGCCUCCUGGAUCCCUGGCUGGGAGAUUCCCUGCCUUGUGCUUGGAGACCUUGAACCCCCUUGCACCUCCACUGUCCAGUCUGCACCCUGAAACUGGAGGGAGUGAGGAGAACCGUAGAACCCAGGCAUGGGUAGGGAGUCCUGGGGACAAAGCCAAUUAAAGUCUGUUC
This is a messenger RNA of Urocitellus parryii (Arctic ground squirrel), 1491 nucleotides long. It is a transcript of the gene Npdc1, whose product is annotated as neural proliferation, differentiation and control 1. Gene Ontology annotation, cellular component: membrane. Lineage: Eukaryota; Metazoa; Chordata; Mammalia; Rodentia; Sciuridae. The record is from RefSeq and is a predicted model, not a curated record.